AUGGCACCCAUCAAGAACAUCAUCUUUGCCCUCUUCGUUGCAGCCGAUCUGACAGCUGCCCACAGUGUAAUCACCAAUGCAGUUGGAGAUGCCGGCGGCUCUGGCAUGGCUCUGGGUGUUGACACCUCCACUCCUCGCGAUGGCACCAGGCGCCGUCCAUUCCAAACCGAUGCCACUCGCUUCCGUGGUAGUGCCGCUGACACUGUUGGCGAGACGCUCGCUGGUGGUGACAACCAGAUCGAGCAGGGCACCCUCGACAUCAUGGAAGAGACCGGCAGCCAGCUUCCUCAAGUCAACCCUGGCGGCAGCCUUGAGAUGACUGUCCACCAGGUCAAUUCUGAUGGCGCUGGACCUUAUACUUGUAUGAUCAACGCUGAUGGAACUGGCACUUCAUGGGACAACAUCCAAGUCACUACCAACGUUGAAGGCAACGAGCGCGGCCGUAACCGUGAUGGUGAGAUGGGUGACUUUCCUCUUGUGGCCUCAAUCCCUGCUGGACAGAGCUGCACAGGCUCGGUUGCGGGCGAGGAGAAUGUUUGCCUUGUUCGUUGCCAGAACCCGGCGCGGGCUGGUCCUUUCGGUGGUGUCAUUCCAGUUCAAAUGGCCCAAGCUACCGGCAACAACAACAACAACGCUGGUACCGGUAAAGCUGAUAACACCGCUGGUACCAAUAACGCCGGCGAUGCUGGAAAUGCAGGCAAUACGGGCAACGGUGCCAGCAACGGCAACGCUGAUGAGGAUGAGGAAGAUACCCAGGAUCAGAACGGCACCAACACCAACAACCGUAACAAGCGCCGCGCUACUCAGUUCUCUGCAUAA
This is a messenger RNA of Fusarium proliferatum ET1, 819 nucleotides long. RefSeq names its product putative gEgh 16 protein. Bases 1 to 819 code for a protein of 272 amino acids. The record is from RefSeq and is a predicted model, not a curated record. NCBI's taxonomy places the organism in Eukaryota, Fungi, Ascomycota, Sordariomycetes, Hypocreales, Nectriaceae. The transcript has a single exon.